AUGUCUGUUGACUUUUACCUUGAACAUGUAAAAGGUAUUCUUGAUGAAGUCAAAGGCGACAUGAAAAAGAUUGAAUCUGAUAAAUCUGAAUGGAAAAUCACAAUAAUUGACAACAUGCUCGAUAAAAUUCAUGGAGCCAAAGAAUCUUUGAAAGAAAUACAAAGCGAAAUGAAUUUAGUACCUACUACAGAAAAGUAUAACGUUAUGAAAUCGGUCCAACAAUAUUCAAAUGAUAUCGAAUUAAUCGAAAAUUCACUUAACAACAACAGACAGCGAUCUCAAUUGAUGGCUGGUGCUACACCACAAUCAAUGGGUGUCCAAGAAUCGCUGAUUGGCAUCUCUCAGACAAUGAGCGAAACAAAUAAUAUCGGAAAUGGAAUUUUGACACAGUUAUCGAACCAAAGAAACAAACUUAUGCACGCACAUGGAAACGUUCAUCAAAUAGAUGACACAGUUUCUCAAGCAAGACAAGUUGUUCAAAGAAUGAUACAAAGAGCUAAUCAGAACAAGCUAAUUGCAUACGGAUGUGUUGCUUUGUUAGUUAUUGGUAUCCUUUUAGUACUUUAUAUUUACUUUUAA
Molecule: messenger RNA, 579 nt
Organism: Trichomonas vaginalis G3
Lineage: Eukaryota; Parabasalia; Trichomonadida; Trichomonadidae
Product: vesicle fusion with Golgi apparatus
Exons: 1
Coding region: 1-579 (192 amino acids)
Biological process (GO): vesicle fusion; vesicle-mediated transport
Cellular component (GO): Golgi apparatus; endoplasmic reticulum membrane; late endosome membrane
Molecular function (GO): SNAP receptor activity; SNARE binding
Source: RefSeq, a predicted model, not a curated record